Messenger RNA from Nerophis lumbriciformis (worm pipefish), 2232 nucleotides. The record is from RefSeq and is a predicted model, not a curated record. Lineage: Eukaryota; Metazoa; Chordata; Actinopteri; Syngnathiformes; Syngnathidae.
GCCAUGAGGGACUACUCAGCCCCUGCGAGCCAAGGAGGCUCCUGUGUGGUCUGCUGCCAAGUUUGUGUCUUCUUCUUCACUGCGGUCCUCAUUGUCGCAGAGAGGACGGCGCUGAUCUACUGCUUUGUGUACUAUUUGUGGGUGGGUCACAACUACUGCUACGCCCAUUUGGCUGGCUUCACUGCACUAUUUCUGUUACCAGGUUGGGGUCCACAAUGGCUCAGCUACCUGUGGUACCUCUCAGAUGGACGAAUUCGCAGAAAGUCUCUCACCUGGACUCAUAUACUGCAUUUAGGUAUCUUCAAAAGGCUGUGGGAGUGCAUGCGUCUUCCAGACAUGGACGUGUACGGAGAGAUCAUGCAGCAAGCUGAUGUGUCUGCCUUACGCCUGUUUGAGGCUUUGGUGGUCACCCUCCCAGAAACACUGCUGCACACAUACGUGCUUAUUUGCACUGAUAUAGGCAUCAAAUCUCCAGCAUCAGUGUGUUUCGCUGUGUGUUUAUUAUCUUUGGCCUGGGCGUUGGUAUUGUACGCCAGAGCGUGUACCCUCAUCAGACCGGGACACCUGCAAAUGACCCCAGCUGCCAUCUUCUGUCGACUCCUGUGGAGGGUCAGCAUGUUGGGGUCCCGAUUUGGUGUUCUCAUGCUUUUUGCGCGGGUCUUUAAACAGUGGGUUCUUGGAGUUAUAGGUGUUCACUGGUUGGGGGCGACAUUUUGGAUGGUGUCCCAGCAGACUGACAUCAUACGUUCAACUAGUCGAUGGAGACUCUUCAAUCUGAUCCUUGGAGCCAUUCACAUCUUUUUUUUCCUUAACGUGAAAUACGGGCCAUCACGUCUCCGAAUGGCUGGCUUCUAUCUGGUAAUGUUUGUAGAGAACAUUAUUCUCCUGCUGGCCUCGUCCUGGUUGUUCAGCAUGGUGUCAUGGGAUACAGUGGCCAUUCCGGCCGCGGUUCUCUGCAGUUUUCUUAUUGGUGUGAUCUCGUUGGUGCUGUAUUACCGCUUCCUCCACCCCAAAUCCUUUGAGAUCUUUCAGAGUAUUCGCCGCAGAGGGAUCAGCGGUGCCUGCAUGGAGAGCGGCUCUAUCCUCUCGUUGGAGGAGAAAGUCACACCUACCUUCCAUCGCCAUGCGACUCUGUCUGGAGGUGGCACUCUCAUGGACCUCCCACCCCAGUGGGAGGGCUGGAGGCAUCAUCACUGGCUGUUGAUUCGUUUGGCUCUGAAAACAGGGGACGUGCCCAAGAUCUGGUCAUUAUACGGAGAAGGAGGUCUUGCUGGACUCAUGGGUCUGUGUGAAGAACUCCACUAUGGCAAUGAAGCUCGUCGUGUACCACAGGUUCGACGCAUUUCACCACAAGUUCCUCAGGUCCACCAACCCGCUCCUCAGCCACCUCCACCUCAAGUGACCCCAGCUCCACAGGAGAAAGAAGUGGCACCACCACCGAAGCCAGCUCCCACCAACAUCAUCGCCAGACCUGUGAGAAAAGCGCCGCCCACAAAGAUCCACGAUAUCCGACUGGUUCCAGAGAUCAUCCCGGUACACGAGGCCAUUCUUGAAGAAAUCACAGAAGAUUUCAGCGCCCCACACACAGAAGAUAAAGGUGAGGAAGAUUUCCAUAGUGCUAUUUACGGUUCACCUACCCUUUCAUCACCUGCCCAACCGGGAAGUCUUCACAACAUUGACAGCCACGCCGCCACCCUAACCGAGAAGUCUUCCUCCGCGGCAUCCUUGGACAUCAAAACUCCCGGCUGGUCACCCGAACGUCGCUCCCCGCUCUUGCUCAGCUCACCAGAUAAGAAAUCUGCCACACCGUUAGAUCCUAACACUACUUCAUAUUUCAGUGUAGAUGCACCCUCUCCCUCUAGUGGGAGCUAUUUAGGUUGGGGGUCCGAGCUGUCACCAUUUUCCACCAACAGAAGCCCCUACCGCAUUAGGGAGGCUCGUUUCGUCACGUCUACCCCGCGUCCGGAAUCCCGAGCGGGGGCAGAUAGUCCGAGUCUGGCCCCGGUUGUGAUUAUCCCCGCUACGCCCGGUACGACGCCACGCGCGACCCCUGGUGGAACCCCUGGUUCCAUCACUCCAGCGGCCUCCACCCCCACUGCUUCCACUCCUGGUGCCGCUACCCCUGCUAGUGCCACAACACCAAGCACCCCGAUUGUCCCGCUUACCCCGGUCAUCUCCCAUGCCCGCAAACAGAUGGUUCAGUUUGUUGACAGCAGAGAGAGAGCAGUGUAA